This is a messenger RNA of Terrapene triunguis (Three-toed box turtle), 2261 nucleotides long. RefSeq names its product ATPase H+ transporting V1 subunit B1 (gene ATP6V1B1). The transcript is spliced from 15 exons. Bases 1 to 1707 code for a protein of 568 amino acids. Gene Ontology annotation, molecular function: ATP binding; proton-transporting ATPase activity, rotational mechanism. Gene Ontology annotation, biological process: ATP metabolic process; proton transmembrane transport. NCBI's taxonomy places the organism in Eukaryota, Metazoa, Chordata, Testudines, Emydidae. The record is from RefSeq and is a predicted model, not a curated record. Gene Ontology annotation, cellular component: proton-transporting V-type ATPase, V1 domain.
AUGGCUGCCAAGGUAGAGGUGAGGCUCAGCGGGCACCCAGGGGCGCUGGCAGGGGCCCAGGAGCAUGUCCAGGCCGUCACCAGGAAUUACGUCACCAACCCCAGGCUGACGUACCGGACGGUGUGCGGGGUCAACGGGCCGCUGGUGGUGCUGGACAACGUGAAGGGCCGUGUGAUUGGCCUCCUCGUUACUGCUUCUCCCAACGACCCUGCCAGAACCGACGGGGUGAGGGCCCAUUCACGGGGCCCCCGGGGCCUGGCAUGCCGGGGCAGGAUUGCUUCCCACAGAGCAGCGGCAGCUCGGACAUUAACCCCGGCCUUGCUUCUCUCUGCGCAGUUCGCCCAGUACGCCGAGAUUGUCAACUUCACCCUCCCCAAUGGCACCAACAGGAGCGGGCAGGUCCUGGAAGUGGUGGGCUCUAAAGCUAUCGUGCAGGUGUUUGAAGGAACAUCUGGGAUCGAUGCCAAGAAGACAUCCUGCGAGUUUACCGGGGACAUCCUCCGGACACCUGUUUCCGAGGACAUGCUAGGUCGGGUUUUUAACGGUUCUGCAAAACCCAUCGACAAAGGCCCAGCUGUUAUGGCCGAGGAUUUUCUCGAUAUUAACGGUCAGCCUAUCAACCCUCAUGGUCGCAUAUACCCUGAGGAGAUGAUCCAGACUGGCAUCUCGCCCAUCGACGUCAUGAACAGCAUCGCCAGGGGGCAGAAGAUCCCCAUCUUCUCUGCUGCUGGACUCCCUCACAACGAGAUCGCCGCUCAGAUCUGUAGACAGGCCGGCCUGGUGAAAAAGUCCAAGGAUGUGAUGGACUAUCACGAAGAGAACUUCGCCAUCGUCUUCGCAGCCAUGGGGGUGAACAUGGAAACCGCCCGCUUCUUCAAGUCGGACUUCGAGGAGAACGGCUCCAUGGAGAACGUGUGCCUCUUCCUGAACCUUGCCAACGACCCCACGAUCGAGCGCAUCAUCACCCCGCGCCUGGCGCUGACCACCGCUGAGUUCCUGGCCUACCAGUGCGAGAAGCAUGUCCUGGUGAUCCUGACUGACAUGAGCUCCUACGCCGAGGCCCUGCGGGAGGUGUCGGCAGCCAGGGAGGAGGUGCCAGGCCGCAGGGGCUUCCCUGGCUACAUGUACACCGACCUGGCCACCAUCUACGAGCGCGCCGGGCGCGUGGAGGGGAGGAACGGCUCUAUCACGCAGAUCCCCAUUCUAACCAUGCCCAACGACGACAUCACCCACCCCAUCCCCGACUUGACGGGCUUCAUCACGGAAGGGCAGGUGUACGUGGACAGACAGCUCCAUAACAGACAGAUCUACCCCCCCAUAAAUGUGCUGCCCUCCCUGUCCCGCCUGAUGAAGUCGGCUAUCGGGGAGGGGAUGACCCGGAAGGACCAUGGUGACGUUUCCAACCAGCUGUACGCCUGCUACGCCAUAGGCAAGGACGUGCAGGCCAUGAAGGCCGUGGUCGGGGAGGAGGCGCUGUCGGCCGACGACCUGCUGUACCUGGAGUUCCUGCAAAAGUUUGAGAAGCAGUUCAUCGCCCAGGGCCCCUACGACAACAGAACCAUCUUCGAAUCGCUGGACAUCGGCUGGCAGCUGCUCCGCAUCUUCCCGAAGGAGCUGCUAAAGCGGAUCCCCGAGAGCAUCCUGGCCGAGUACUACCCGCGGGAGGCCAAAGCGCCAGGCCCGCAGCAUCACGACACCGCCCUGUAACCGCCUGCUCCGCUCCGGGCCAGCCCCUCGCUCGGAGCCUAGUUACCAGCUCCUGUCCCCGCCCGUGGGUGCUUUGGCAGCGUAUUUAUGUAAAGGAACAGCCCCUAGUACUCUGAGAUGGCUCUGCGGCUGGGUGGUAUUUACACAGCCGGCAGCUAGUGUCCUCUCUGCGCGAUCACGCUUCUGUGAUGCUGUCACAGAGCUGCUGUCCCAACACGCCCCCUUGUGGCUGGAGAUACACAGCUCUGCCUCAGUUUCCCCAUGGCAAUUUUCAGCCUGCUCUGGCUGUAAAGGUGACUGGCCCUCUGGCCCAGCCACUGGAAAGCAUUCAACCCGUUGUGGGGUGACAGUUCCUUAAGCCAAAGCCAAUACAUGCUGAAAAUAAAAGAUUCCCUCUUUAACCCCUUCCUGUCUGGGGCAAGGUUUGCCUGCCCCGUCACAUCAGCCACAGCAACCGCACGGAGCAGCAGCUGCUGCUGGGGACCAGAGGCCCUGUGAGAUGAGCAGUCCCUAUGCUAACAACAAAGCCAUGCUCCAGGUCCCCUCUCCCGGGA